GUCAGAAAAAGAAACACACUUUCCUCUUCUUGUCUCUUCCUUUCUCUCUCUCUAUUCUUAUCCUCUCUGUUUGCCUACUGAAAAAAUUAUAUCCCUUUUAAUACACAGCAAAAAGCAUCAAAACCCUUAAUCAGAAUCAAAAGAUUCGAUUGUUCUCUCUCUCUAAUGGAAGCCGAUGUAUCCAUCCUCUUCCAAAUCAAAACCCUAACUCAAAAAUCUCCUAUCUGAUUAUCUUCUUCUCAAUAAUUCUUUUUAGGGUUUUAUGCCUUCUGUUGGGAAAUCGAAAAUGAAACGGAUUGUUGUUGUUGUUGUUGUGAUUUUCUUUUUGUCUUUAUCUGCUUGUUGUUCGAUGACCUCGGCUAGUGUGGUUUUGAUUGGCAGCAACGUUACUUUGUCUUUCGAUGAUGUUGAAGCUAAUUUCGCUCCAGCAGUUAAAAGCUCAGGUGAAUGUGGGGCAUUGAAUUUGGCAGAGCCCCUUGAUGCGUGUUCAGAUUUGAGAAAUAAAGUGGAAAAAGCUUCAAAUGUUAGCUCCCCAUAUUUGUUAAUUAUAAGAGGUGGUUGCAGCUUUGAUGAUAAAGUUAGAAGAGCUCAAGAGGCUGGAUUUAAAGCUGCAAUUGUCUAUGACAAUGAAGAUGACGGCCUCUUGGUUUCAAUGGCAGGGAAUUCAGCUGGUAUAAGAAUACAUGCUGUAUUUAUUUCUAAAUCUUCUGGUGAAACACUCAAGAAGUAUGCUGGGUUGAGUGGUGUGGAGAUUUGGCUAAUCUCUAGCUUUGAAAAUUCAGCAUGGUCUAUUAUGGCGAUCUCUUUUAUUUCCCUGCUGGCCAUGUCUGCAGUGCUGGCUACUUGUUUCUUUGUACGCAGGCAUCGUAUAAGAAGAGAGCGGCCUCGUUCUUCUCAAGUCCGAGAGUUCCAUGGGAUGAGCAGACGCAUGGUGAAAGCAAUGCCAAGUUUAAUAUUUACAGCUGUUCAAGAAGAUAAUUGUACUUCAAGGACAUGUGCCAUAUGCCUUGAGGAUUACAGUGUAGGGGAAAAGCUCAGGAUUCUGCCAUGUCGACACAAAUUCCAUGCUUUUUGUGUCGACUCCUGGCUUACCACAUGGAGAACUUUUUGCCCAGUGUGUAAGCGUGAUGCAAGAACUAGCAAUGGUGAGCUGCCAGCAUCAGAAUCCACACCAUUACUUUCAUCAAGCCCAGCAUCUUUGGCGUCUUCUUCUGUGCUGUCAUCCUUUAGAUCUACAUCAUCAUUGGCCAUACAAAUUGCCCCUACGUUAUCACAGUCUCCAUCAGUUUCUCAUAUUCCAUCGUCGCGUUCACCUUCAGUUGCUCAUGUUCCUCUUUCUGGCACUCCAUAUGUCCAGCAGUCUCUUAGGUCGUACCACCAAUCACCUUCUCUAAGUGUAAGUCGCAGCUCAGCGGAUCUAAGGCAUGCAUCAUCACAAAGAUCCAUUGCUUCUCAUUUAAUUUCAUCUCACUCCUUGGGCUACCCAUCAAUAUCACCUCGUACCUCAAGAUACAUGUCUCCAUAUAUUCCUAGCCCAAGCAAUGCAUCGCCUUGUUUUUUAAGUUCUUCAAGUCACCAACAGCGGCCACUGCAUUGUAGUGAGUCUGCUGCGAGUUUCUCCCCAUUUGCCUCUGCUCAUUCACUUCCAGAAUGUUAAUUUGAGAUGCAUUUAAUGAUCGGGAGCUUUUAGUUAUGUAACUACCAGCAUUUGUUGCAUACUUCAAUCCUCGAGAUGUAUCAGGGCAUUAGUUCGUGAUGGGAUUUGUCCAAUAUGAUGGUUGCCUUGCCUCGCUCAAUGCUUGGAGCAUGUCAUGCUGCUGCCUGAUUUGUACAUUGUAUCAUACCAUUUCUGCCUGAUGUAUUAAUUCCAAAGUGAUAACUAUAGUUUGAGGUUUCGAAAAAUUUUACGCAGUUUUUAUGUGUGAUGUAUCAAGCUGUGGUGAAAAAUGUGAUGUUUGAAUAGUUUGGAUUGAACGUGUAUAGUUUAACUAACCCGAAAGGCACUAACCAUUUAGCUGUGAAGAGUGUGCGGUAGGAGGUGCUGUAUGCUUGUUUAUGUUGAUGAAUUGGGUUUUGUUCUUUUGUAUUGUUACGUUUGGAUUCAUUUAUGUUUGUCA
This is a messenger RNA of Manihot esculenta (cassava), 2117 nucleotides long. RefSeq names its product receptor homology region, transmembrane domain- and RING domain-containing protein 2. The transcript has 4 exons. The record is from RefSeq and is a predicted model, not a curated record. Bases 263 to 1657 code for a protein of 464 amino acids. NCBI's taxonomy places the organism in Eukaryota, Viridiplantae, Streptophyta, Magnoliopsida, Malpighiales, Euphorbiaceae.